AGCUGUCGUGCCGGAAGGAAAGAUGGCGGAUCAUGAGGAGCAGAUAUCCGAGGAGGAGAAGGUGCGCAUAGCUGCCCACUUCAUCAUUCAUGCGCCUCCUGGAGAAUUCAACGAGGUUUUCAACGAUGUUCGGCUGCUCCUUAAUAAUGACAACCUUCUGCGGGAGGGAGCAGCUCAUGCAUUUGCACAAUACAAUCUGGACCAGUUUACUCCAGUAAAGAUCGAUGGGUACGAAGAACAGGUCUUAAUCACAGAGCAUGGCGAUCUGGGCAGCGGCAGAGUUCUGGACCCCAAGAAUAAGAUCUCCUUUAAGUUUGACCACCUGCGUAAGGAGGCGAGCGACCCGAAGCCGUACGAUGCGGACAGCGGCAUGGAGAGCUGGCGGAGCGCGGUGGAUGACGCCGUGCGCGCCUACGUCAAGGAGCACUACCCCAGCGGGGUCUGCACUAUUUAUGGGAAGACUCUUGACGGACAUCAAACCAUUGUUGUGUGCAUCGAGUGCCAUCAGUUUCAACCAAAAAACUUCUGGAACGGGCGCUGGAGGUCAGAGUGGAAGUUCACCAUCACCCCAUCCUCAACUCAAGUGGCAGGAAUCAUGAAGAUCCAGGUUCACUACUACGAAGACGGCAACGUUCAGCUGGUGAGCCACAAGGAAGUUCAGGAAUCGAUGGCCGUCACUAAUGAAGCACAAACAGCAAAGGAAUUCAUUAAGAUCAUGGAGGCUGCAGAGAAUGACUACCAGACCGCCAUCAAUGAGAACUACCAGACCAUGUCGGACACCACAUUCAAAGCUUUACGCCGGCAGCUCCCUGUAACUCGCACCAAGAUCGACUGGAACAAGAUUCUGAGCUACAAGAUCGGGAAGGAGAUGCAGAACGCCUAAAGCCAGUGUUGCACAGCUGGAUCCGCUGUCUCGUCCUUGUGUAAAUUAAGCAAUUGAAAGGGGGUUGGGUCUCACAAAAAUACAAAACAUUGGAUACAUGAAAGAUGCCUACUUUUAAUAAAACUUUUAUACAGAUAUGGAUUAAAAACUUACAGUAAUCAUGCCAUUUGGAAUGUAGGUUGCUAAGGAAAUUGGUGCACAGCUUCUUUUGGGGAGGGGGAUGAAUUUUCCAUCUUUUCAUGAAAAAGCAUUUUGUCAGGCCAACAAUAUUUAUUGUGAUUGUGCGAUCACAGUUUUAAUUGACCAUUAGCAAAGAACAGAAGGGAAAAUGUGAAAUGACACAAAUUAUUUUGUAGAAAACCCUGUCUAAAUGUAGUGUAGGAUUAACUUAUUAAAAAAAGAAGGUGUGGCUCAUUUCCUGAAUGUGGAGGGAAAAACGUUUAGCUCAUAUUUCUGUCCCCUUCGUUCGUUACCGCAUGCUCGGUCUCUGUGUUCAUAUCCUCCGCAUCCCCGCAUAAACAGCACUGUGACGAGCCAGCCCUGCGGAAGCCAAUGAAAUCGGGACAGGCUUGAUUAACAAAAGUCUUUAAUUGCUCUAAACAGCUUCCUGUUCAUACAUUUAACUACUCACGACAUUUGUAUUACAUGCCCCUGAGUUCUUAUUUUUAUUAAAACCAGACAUGACUGUAUUAUAACAAGAUACA
Megalops cyprinoides (Indo-Pacific tarpon) is the source of this 1587-nucleotide messenger RNA. RefSeq names its product F-actin-capping protein subunit alpha-2-like. Gene Ontology annotation, molecular function: actin filament binding. The coding region runs from base 23 to 883 and encodes 286 amino acids. The record is from RefSeq and is a predicted model, not a curated record. Gene Ontology annotation, biological process: barbed-end actin filament capping; actin cytoskeleton organization. Gene Ontology annotation, cellular component: actin cortical patch; F-actin capping protein complex. NCBI's taxonomy places the organism in Eukaryota, Metazoa, Chordata, Actinopteri, Elopiformes, Megalopidae. The transcript is spliced from 10 exons.